AUGGGGAAAGAUAUGGCAGCCAGAAAACUUAAAAACAUGGGCUUCCCCUGCACUUGCAAUGUUCCUAGUGUUGGUAGGAGUGGUGGUCUAGUUUUGGCAUGGGAAAAAGAAAUCCAUCUGAAUGUUGUUUCUUCCAUCUUGAGGGGCAUCUAUGUGACUUCAACUGACAUUAUCCAUUCAAAAACUUUUCAUAUUCAUUUUGUGUAUGGUGAACCUAAUAGUACCCUCAAACCCCCCUUCUGGGAACAACAGUGUCAACAAACUACUGCCCCCAUAGAUGAGCCUGUUUUUGUCAUUGGUGAUUUUAAUACUCUUUUAGGAACAGAAGAUAAGAAUGGUGGUCUUGAAGUUAAUGAUUCUGAUUUUGAACAUCUAAGAAAUUUUUGCUCUACUUUCAAUUUGCAUGAUCCUCGGUUUUAUGGCCCAAGAAUCACUUGGUCCAAUAUGCAACAAGUUCCUGAUUUAAUUUUAGAAAGGCUAGAUAGAUGUUUUUUAAACCAAAUUGCUGAGGACCUUUGUCCCAAAUUAUGUGUUAUAAAUCCCCCUAGAGAUUCUUCUGAUCAUUGUCCCAUGCAUAUAGGUUUUAAUUAUGAGGAAACUUGCAUGCCUAAACCUUUUCAUUUCAUGGCUAUGUGGAUUGAGGAUCCUACUUGCAGAGACAUUAUAGCUAACUUUUGGUCUGUCAAUGUUAUUGGAUCUCCAGCAUAUAAACUAAAAGCUAAGCUUCUUAGCGCUAAAAAAGGUCUUAGAGAUUGGAACAAAUCCUCUUUUGGUAAUAUUCAAACUGAUAUAUCUACCAUUAGGAAAGAUUUGUUAGAGCUACAGAUUUUUGAUCCCACUGAUUCUAUUACUACUGCUAGACUUAAAACUAGAUUAGAGUACCUUUAUACCUUAGAGGAAUUCUACUGGAAAGAUAAGUCUAGAGAAGUAUGGCUCAUUGAAGGUGACAGAAACACACCUUAUUUUCAUAGAGUCACUCUUUUCAGGAGAAAGAGGAAUGCUAUCAGCUGGAUCAAGGAUUCCUCAAAUGCUAUCCUAACUGAUAGAGAUAGUAUUGGGAAUUCUUUCUUAGAUUAUUCCAAAAAUCUUUACUCUUCCCAACCCCAACAAUUCCAGGAUGAAAUUUUUAAUGAUCUACCUGUUAAAUUUUCUGCUGAGGAUAAUGAUACUCUAAAUCUCCCCUCACUGCUGAGGAAAUAA
This is a messenger RNA of Papaver somniferum (opium poppy), 1200 nucleotides long. RefSeq lists its product as uncharacterized. NCBI's taxonomy places the organism in Eukaryota, Viridiplantae, Streptophyta, Magnoliopsida, Ranunculales, Papaveraceae. The coding region runs from base 1 to 1200 and encodes 399 amino acids. The record is from RefSeq and is a predicted model, not a curated record. The transcript has a single exon.